AUGAGUCAAAGACCAAAACGUAUUAUUAUUCAACACAAUAGCUUGGGUACUACACUUCCAAGCCAAAAUGUUGACUAUUCUAGUUCAGGCUUGAGUGGUACAUCGGAGGAUGAUAUUUUCUUUGAUUCCGAAAGUUAUUUGAGUGGUGAUGCUACUAUUGAUCGUAACUCAACUGUAUUGAGAGGUGGAAGAAGGAUGAAUAGAGGUAAUUCAUCAGCACAACAACCAUCAAAUGUUGUUACUUCAUCAGAGGUUGCAUCUCAUCAUAUUGAAAUUGAAAAUAUUGAACAAGCCCAUUCAUUCCCACCUUCUUCAAAUUUGAUGACAUUUUCCAGUACAGUUGAUAAGAAGAAAAAGUUGAGAAAAAAGAAUCUUCAAGUACAACAAGAUCAAGUUGUUAAAAAACAUUUAAAAGAUUUGAAAGAUGCAAAUAUAUUUCAUGGUGAUGCCACUGAGGAGGAUUACAAGAGUUUAUUUGUUAUUCCUCACGAAGAAAUUUGGACAACUAGUGAAUUUAGAAAUGUAAUUGAACCAGCUUUGAGAGAAUUUGAAGAACAAGGUUAUCAAAUGAAAGAAAAGAAGGCACCUUCCCUCAAGUCGCUCACUGCUCAUCAAAGAUAUCAUAAAUUGGUUGAACAACAAGCAAAGGAAGCCCUCAAUAGACAGUAUGAUGUAGAUUUUGUGACCUUAAUGGAAGAUAUUCUCAUUCCAUUCAUUAAUCAAAGAAAAGUUAUAGAUGAAGAAAAUGAAAAUAAGGAAGAAAAUACAGCUGAGCAACAAUCGGAAUUAGUAGAUAGAUUGAAGGGUAAUUUUAUGGUUUUGGUAUUAACUGAUGGUCAUAGACGUUUUCUUACACAUGCCAUUUGUCAAUUUUAUUCUUUGAAAUCAUUUAGUACGGAUUAUGAUGGAGCAAGAGUUACUGUCAUCUCAAAGAGAAGACACUUGGUGGAAUCUGAUGAUUAUCCUGUUUAUGAGUCACGUGCCAAUUACCUUUCUACAUAUCUUGCUCAAUUUAAGCAAGAAAAACCAUCAUAUAUGCUCGAUAAUGACCUGUUUAAACAUGAGGGGAAUGAAAUUAAGGUGCUGGAUAAGAAAUCAUUUGUUAAACAUUAUAGAAAGAAGAAGAAAAAGCAACAAGAAUAA
Molecule: messenger RNA, 1143 nt
Organism: Naegleria gruberi
Lineage: Eukaryota; Heterolobosea; Eutetramitea; Acrasida; Naegleriidae
Exons: 1
Coding region: 1-1143 (380 amino acids)
Molecular function (GO): nucleic acid binding
Source: RefSeq, a predicted model, not a curated record